Hyla sarda is the source of this 3258-nucleotide messenger RNA. RefSeq lists its product as uncharacterized. The transcript has 2 exons. The record is from RefSeq and is a predicted model, not a curated record. The coding region runs from base 1 to 1470 and encodes 489 amino acids. NCBI's taxonomy places the organism in Eukaryota, Metazoa, Chordata, Amphibia, Anura, Hylidae.
AUGGUGUGGGAUCUUCUCAGCUCUGACCUCCUCCCCUCCCGCAACAGUCAGAUGGACACCCCCUCCUCCUCUCUCAUGACAGUCAGAUCUCCGUCCCCCUCCCCCACGGCAACAGUCAGAUCUCCGUCCCCCACGGCAACAGCCAGAUCUCCGUCCACCUCUCCUCUCGCCACAGCCAGAUCUCCAUCCCCCUCCCCUCCCACCACAGUCAGGUCUCCGUCCCCCUCCCGCCACAGUCAGGUCUCCGUCCCCCUCCUCUCCCCUCCCACCACAGUCAGAUCUCAGUCACCCUCCCACCACAGUCAGAUCUCCAUCCCCUUCCCACCACAGUCAGAUCUCAGUCACCCUCCCACCACAGUCAGAUCUCCGUCCCCUUCCCACCACAGUCAGAUCUCAGUCACCCUCCCACCACAGUCAGGUCUCCAUCCGCCUCCUCUCCCCUCCCACCACAGUCAGAUCUCCGUCCCCCUCCUGUCCCCUCCCACCACAGUCAGAUCUCCGUCCGCCUCCUCUCCCCUCCCACCACAGUCAGAUCUCCGUCCCCCUCCUGUCCCUUCCCACCACAGUCAGGUCUCCAUCCGCCUCCUCUCCCCUCCCACCACAGUCAGAUCUCCGUCCCCCUCCUCUCCCCUCCCACCACAGUCAGAUCUCCGUCCACCUCCUCUCCCACCACAGUCAGAUCUCAGUCCCCCUCCCACCACAGUCAGAUCUCUGUCCCCCUCCUCUCCCACCACAGUCAGAUCUCCGUCCCCCUCCUCUCCCCUUCCCACCACAGUCAGAUCUCCGUCCCCUUCCCACCACAGUCAGAUCUCCGUCCCCUUCCCACCACAGUCAGAUCUCCGUCCCCUUCCCACCACAGCCAGAUCUCCGUCCCCCUCCUCUCCCCUUCCACCACAGCCAGAUCUCAGUCCCCUUCCCACCACAGUCAGCUCUCCGUCCCCCUCCCACCACAGUCAGAUCUCCGUCCCCCUCCUCUCCCCUCCCACCACAGUCAGAUCUCCGUCCCCCUCCUCUCCCCUCCCACCACAGUCAGAUCUCCGUCCCCCUCCUCUCCCCUCCCACCAGUCAGAUCUACGUCCCCCUCCUCUCCCCUCCCACCACAGUCAGAUCUCCGUCCCCCUCCUCUCCCCUUCCACCACAGUCAGAUCUCCGUCCCCCUCCCCUCCCACCACAGUCAGAUCUCAGUCCCCCUCCUCUCCCCUCCCACCACAGUCAGAUCUCCGUCCCCCUCCUCUCCCCUCCCACCACAGUCAGAUCUCAGUCACCCUCCUCUCCCCUCCCACCACAGUCAGAUCUACGUCCCCUCUCUGGCCCAAGAAUCCAUCCCCGAGACCAGCAUUGCAUUGCAGCAGACACUGCGGCUCAGCACGCGUCCUCAGCCUCUCGCUCCACCGCUCACGCUAUUUCCGAAUUUAUUUUCUUUUUCGCUACGGCAGUGGCGGGGGGGGGGGGGGGGAUAUCUGCACCUAAAAUCACGAGACCCCCCCCCCCCCAUACUGUGCCGCGGGUGAUAUUUAACUGCGUUCUGACCAACGUCCCUUCUGUCCAUUUCCUCCCGGUCCUGUGUUUCCAGAUGUACAUUAUUUUAUAUAUUUAAUUUUUUUUUUUUUAUCUAUAAGAAAAUUACAUUUAAAGGAAGCGCCAUAAAAAGGAGACGCCGCGCCAUCACCGGUCUGCGCGCAGCAGGAUGUGUUCAUGUCCACACACAUUUCAGUUUCCGUACCAGCAAACAGCAGCAGCACACGUGUGAUGGAGUUCCCCUUUAACCAGUCAAUUUUCAGUCCUCUUGAACAGUAAGGCCCUAACCCAAGCGGUCCUGAGUGACCCAGGCGUGGAGUCAUCCAGCGCCCCCUAUUGGUCACAAGGGCUGCCUGCGCCACUUUCUGCCCUAUUGACCUGGACGGAGUGGCCGAGUGUCUGGCGCUGUGUAUACAUUUGUACAUACGUGUUUUAGCCUUUCCCCGUGGUUUAAGGGGAUCUCCAGUACUAGGAACAGAUGUUCUAGAUCAGAAGUCUCCAACUCUGGAUUUCCAGAUUAUUGAAAAAAUACAACUCCCAGCAUGCCGUCCGGGGCAUGCUAGGAGUUGUAGUUUUGCAACAUCUGGAGGGCCUCAGGUUUCAAGACCUCUGUUAAAAAAAAAAAAAAAAAAGGGGGAUCCCCACCUGCCUGAUCUUCUGAGGCAUUGCCACCAGUGAUAGGCUGAGCAGGCACUUCCCGUUUGUAGAUUAGGGAUCAGGAAGUGGUCGUCAGGGAUCGGGCAUAGACUAUUUUUGUAAGCCAUUGAAAAAAAUAAAAAAUACAAAAAUAAUUUUUACUACUGCCAGAAAAGGCGGCCAUGCAGACGAGCCACCAAAUCUGAAGGGAUCGGCAACAAUUUAUGACUAUGGGGGUCCUGACUACGUCCCCCAAUUAGAUGAGAAGGGGGAGGAGUCAGAAGAAUCGGGGAUGUUGGAUUUUUGUUUUUAGUCACCACCAGAAGAUGUCACCGGUGUCCGAUUCCCUUCAGCGCCAAUGUAUAUGAGAAAAGGGAUGGGGGAGGGGCGGAGAAACCAUCCAGGUGGGCCGCCAUCGGUAAGAGGUGUGCAGUUCUGGCCCCUGUAGGACAUCGCUCCACAUUCUGGUGAUAAUUCCUACACGUCUGAUCUUAGAGGUUUCGAUAACGAUCACACCACUCAUACACCGCACCGCGUGACUCCGGCCUACAGCUGUCUAUACCGUUUUGUUUUUUGUUUGCUUCCUAAUCCUCUCACUAACGUGUCAGGCCGUACAGCCCGCACCCGCCACCAUGACCGCCCAUCGUACAAGCAAAGCGCCUGCGCGACGAAUUGUUCUUGUAAAUAGAGUCACAGAGACUUCCGGAGGGGCGGCCUGUAAACCGCGCAUGGUAACGUCUGUACAUGUAACAAUACGACGAGUGGGGGCCCCGCCUGAGGAGCCAGGGGCCAGACGCUUCCCUGCCCUGAGAGACAAUGGGGGAGAAGCCUCACAGUGACCAGGAUGGGGAGAGGAUGUGAUUGGAGGAGCAGCGGCCAAUCAGACGGCAGGAGUCAACCUCACAGAGAUCUGAUUGGCUAAAGGACAGUGCUGGAGUUAUUCACAUAGGGCCCAGUGGUUCCUGCGGGGUCACCGCUGUGUAUUUGGGGUGAACAUAGGGGGCGCUACGUUCGCCAGUGUGACAUGACGACUGCUGAAUAUAAUCACCAUGAUUUUGCUGUAUUUUCAAUUCUCACCAUCAAUAAAUAUUAACUUAAAGAGAA